Molecule: messenger RNA, 912 nt
Organism: Bursaphelenchus okinawaensis
Lineage: Eukaryota; Metazoa; Nematoda; Chromadorea; Rhabditida; Aphelenchoididae
Source: the annotation of a GenBank genome assembly
AUGUUUGUCCUCCACUCUCUCGGCUACCCCUAUUGCGGAGGGGGCGGCGUCGGCUUCCUCACCCGGUCCUGCCCCUUCGCCUUCUCCUCUCUAUUCAGCCCGACGACGACAAAACCCGGCGAUCAGUUGGCGUUGUGCGUCGGCUUUCAAAGCGAGCGAUUCACCCCUUUUAAUUCGUACCGUAUGGCCGUUUUGUCGCGUUUCGUUGCGUUGUAAUCACUCAUCUAAUCAAUAGUUUCAGCAUAAUGGACUUCAUAAUGCCCUCGAGCAGCUCCGAGAACGUUUUCUACAACGACCUGCCACAAAGCCCGUUCAAGAAGACCCUCAACUUCUGUAAGGACACAGAGACACCUUCGAAUGAUGACUUCGUCGACCGACUUCUGAAGGAUAUCAGCCGAAAACAGUGCGAGAAAUGGGGGUUCGACUUUGAACUGGAUCAGCCCAUGCCAUCUUCGUCAAACUCUCGCUUCGAAUGGACGGUGGUGAAGAACGAGGACGUGCCUUUCUUCUACAGAUCCGUGGAGAUCAUCGAAGAAACGGAUUCAGAGAACCGUGAUCCCAUGUACAAGAAGAAGGCCGUGCCCUACUCAGUGUGCCAGAAGAAGCGACGGCCAGCAGGAUUGAUAACACCACGAAAACAGCCUUCAAUUACUGGUAAGUUAAUCAAACUAAUAAUAAAGACAUGUUAAUCAGCUUUUUUCGAUAUUUUAAUUAUUUUUCAAUUUAAAUUAGCAUUUGGACGACUUAAUUUGAAAAUUUUUUGUUUUUUUUGUGAAUACAGUUGUUAAUGGAAUCCAUCCUUUUUCAGAAUUCAUCAGUCGACGAAAGCACACGAAGCAGGCCUCCCCCAUCUCGAAGCCGUUGAAGCCUCUGAAUCAACGGUCAGUCCGUCGCUUUUCGCUUCAGCCCUAG